This is a messenger RNA of Closterium sp. Yama58-4, 1527 nucleotides long. The record is from the annotation of a GenBank genome assembly. NCBI's taxonomy places the organism in Eukaryota, Viridiplantae, Streptophyta, Zygnematophyceae, Desmidiales, Closteriaceae.
AUGACGACUACACACGUGCAGAACUUCACCUCUCUCGCGGCGCUCGCGAUCAACACGGCGGUGUGGGACUUUGACGACCUCGAGAGCCUCGCGCUCCUGCCGCGCCUCGCGUCUCUCUCCAUAACGGAAGAAAUCACGCUCUUCCAAGCCAGCUCGCGCUCUCCUCCCUUCUCCUUCGCACGCCUAUCGUCGCUCACGUCGUUGGAUCUAGGGUUCAGCCCCUGCCCACCGUUCGAUCGGAUGUUCCCUGCAGAGUCCCCGUGCUGCCUGCUCGAGCGGCUGUCGCUCUACCAGUGCGACGAUCUCCACGCUCUCCCGGGCGACAUUAGCGAGCGCCUGCCGAGCCUGCGCGAGCUGAGCAUCAGCAUGUGCCAUGCCUUGCUGGAGCAGCCCGAACAGCUCACCUCGCUCACAGCCCUGCGCUCCUUGACCCUCGCCGAGUGCGCGUUCCGCGGCCUGCCGGAGCGCUUCGGCCACAUGCCUUGUCUCACAACGCUCGUGCUGCACAAGCUGGACACCCACUUCCCCGCCUCGCUCAUGCGCCUGCACUCCCUCGAGACUCUCAUCAUCACCCACUGCGCGACCCUAGCCGAGCUGCCUGACGGGCUGGGCGGCCUCACAUCGCUCAAGCGCCUGUGCGUGGCGGAGUGCCCCUCCGUGGUGCUGCCAGGCGACGUGGGCCAACUCACCAACCUGCACACGCUCUUCCUCAAAUCCUGCUCCGCGCCCCGCCUGCUGCCGCCCUCCUUCACUCAGCUGGCUGCACUCGCACGGUUGGAGCUUCACGAGUGCGAUCUGGCCGAGCUGCCAGAGGCCAUGGGGGGGUUGAGACGCCUGCGGGAGCUGUACCUCCUCUCCUGCCCGCGGAUCCAGAAGCUUCCAGAGUGCGUGGCAGCGCUGCUGAACCUGCAAGCCCUCGUGGUGGACGAGUGCAGCAGCCUGUUCUCCAUCCCCACGAGCCUCAUCAAUCUCACGCGGCUAAAGCAGCUUGAGCUGACCAGCUGUGCGCUGCUGAGAACGGCUCCGGAGUGCCUGCCGGGGUCGCUGGAAACGCUUAGGCUGGGGAGUUAUCAGCAAGUCACACAUCUGCCGGGCACCUAUGCUCUCUCCCGCCUCAACGCUGUGAGCUUCUACAAUGUGAUCUUCCCCUCUGCAAUGUCCCGAAGCCUCUCCUCACUGGAGCACUUGAAACUCAUGUUGGCAUGUGAGGGCGAGUUCCCGUUCCCGUUGGCAGACCUGCCUCGCCUCCGCACCCUCACGCUCAUCAGCACUGGCGUUGUGAGGCUCCCAGAAUUUUCUAGCGCCACUUUGCAGGAGCUGCGUCAGCUGGAAAUACUCAUGCCUGAGUUGACGGAAAUCCCAGCAACUAUCGGAGCUCUCCAAAAGCUCACAUACCUGGAGAUCAAAGCUCCCAAGCUGCCUUCCCUUCCCAAUUCAAUCGGGGCACUAUCCCGACUGGGCAAGCUGCAACAGCCCCGCGCUCACGCACCUCCCUGCCUCCCUCACGCAGCUGGCCUGUCUGCGUGA